This is a messenger RNA of Cryptomeria japonica (Japanese cedar), 2638 nucleotides long. RefSeq names its product metal-nicotianamine transporter YSL1. Gene Ontology annotation, biological process: response to iron ion; seed development. The transcript has 7 exons. Gene Ontology annotation, cellular component: plasma membrane. Gene Ontology annotation, molecular function: oligopeptide transmembrane transporter activity; iron-nicotianamine transmembrane transporter activity. Lineage: Eukaryota; Viridiplantae; Streptophyta; Pinopsida; Cupressales; Cupressaceae. The coding region runs from base 12 to 2102 and encodes 696 amino acids. The record is from RefSeq and is a predicted model, not a curated record.
UCCUGUUUCAAAUGAGUUCAGAGGAGAUGCAUGAUGGUGGGCAUCAUAGAUCCUAUGUGAAGGACAAGAGUUCUAAUGGUGAGGCAGAGGAAAUUACAGAAAGUGGAAGAAAAGAUGAGGUUGUUGCAGAAUUGAGCAUAGAAGAGAUCUUUGAGUGCAGGAAUGUGCCUUCAUGGUGGGAGCAAAUGACUUUGAGAGGGUUCUUGGUGGCCCUGUUCCUAGGAAUUAUGUUCAGCAUUAUAGUUAUGAAGCUCAAUCUCACCACUGGGCUGGUGCCUACAAUGAAUGUUUCAGCUGGGCUGUUGGCAUUUGUUGUCAUGAGGACAUUGACAAAAGUAAUGGAGAAAAUUGGGUUGUCCAAAACUCCUUUCACCAGACAGGAAAACACUGUCAUCCAGACCUGCAUUGUAGCUUGUUAUAGCACUGCAUAUGGUGGGGGAUUUGGAUCUUAUUUGCUGGGCAUGAAUAGAAAGACUUAUGAACAGGCAGGAAGUAAUACAGAAGGAAAUACCCCAGAUACUGUUAAGGAGCCUGCUCUUGGCUGGAUGAUUGGGUUCCUUUUUGUUGUUACAUUUAUUGGCAUCUUAGCUCUAGUGCCUCUGAGGAAGGUACUAAUCAUUGACCAUAAGCUAACUUAUCCCAGUGGUACAGCAACAGCAGUUCUCAUCAAUGGUUUCCACACACCAUAUGGUGAUAAAUUGGCUAGGAAGCAGGUUAAGUGCUUUGGAAAGUAUUUCACUCUGAGCUUCCUCUGGGGAUUUUUCCAGUGGUUCUUCAGUGCUGGACAAAAUUGCGGUUUUGGAAGUUUCCCUGUUUUUGGAUUAGAAGCCUGGAAGCAAAGUUUCUACUUUGAUUUCAGUAUGACAUAUGUGGGAGCAGGGAUGAUCUGCCCACAUAUCGUCAAUAUCUCUCUGCUUAUCGGAGCUGUUGCUUCCUGGGGAAUUAUGUGGCCUCUGAUCAGGAACCAAAAAGGAAACUGGUACCCAGAAAAUCUUUCUGAAAGCAGCAUGAAAAGCCUCAAUGGCUACAAGGUGUUUGUGUGCAUUGCCCUCAUUCUAGGAGAUGGCCUUUACAAUUUCAUGAAGAUCAUGUACAUCACACUCAGUACCAUUUAUAUACAGAGGACGAAAAGGAUAGGGAUCGUAGCAGAUAGCCACUCCUAUGCUGAGAAACAGCUAACCUAUGACGAGAAGAAGCGCACAGAAAUGUUCAUGAAAGAGUCAAUACCCUUUUGGGUUGCUGUAUCCGGUUAUGUAGUUCUGGCGGCCAUAUCCAUUGCAGUGAUUCCUCAUAUGUUUCCUAACAUGAAAUGGUACUAUGUAUUUAUUGCCUACUUGUUUGCCCCCAUUCUGGCAUUCUCCAAUGCAUAUGGAGCAGGGCUGACAGAUCAGAACUUAGCAUACAAUUAUGGCAAGGUUGCACUGUUCAUAUUUGCAGCCUGGGCAGGGAAGGAGCAUGGAGGUGUUCUUGCGGGCUUAGCUGCCUGUGGAAUCAUCAAGUCUAUUCUCUCCACUGCUUCAGAUCUAAUGCAUGACCUAAAAACAGGGUAUCUAACACUUUCAUCCCCAAGAUCCAUGUUUGCAAGCCAACUGAUUGGAACUGUAAUGGGCUGCUUUGUUGGCCCACUAAGCUUCUGGCUCUUCUACAAGGCUUUUGAUGUGGGGAAUCCUGAGGGGGAGUACAAAGCUCCCUAUGCUCUCAUAUACAGAAACAUGGCCAUUCUUGGGGUGGAAGGAUUCUCUGCACUGCCAAAGCAUUGUUUACAAAUCUGUUAUGCUGCUUUUGGAUUGGGAUUUGUGAUUAAUGCUAUUAAAGAUCAUGUGUUGCCAAAGAAAUUUGCCCCAUAUGUUCCUCUGCCAAUGGCCAUGGCUGUUCCAUUCCUUGUGGGGGCUUACUUUGCCAUUGAUAUGUGUGUUGGAACAGUGAUUGUGUAUACAUGGCAAAGGCUCAAUCCUAGAAAGGCAGAUAUGCUUGUGCCUGCAGUGGCAUCUGGUCUUAUAUGUGGUGAUGGCCUUUGGCUUCUCCCUUCGUCUAUUUUAGCCCUAACCAAAGUCAAGCCUCCCAUUUGUAUGAAAUUCUUGUCAAGGCAGGGUCGCUACUAGAUUCAUAUGAUAGUAGGCAAUAGGACUUCUCCUAUAAGAGAUUAGGAUUUACCAUUGAACCAAUAAGAUUGUGCAAGCAAUGUAGAUGAUGUAAGGAAAUUUAGCUGAACAAAUCUCUGAUACAUCAAGUAUUCCAUUGCCUGAGACAUUGGGUGUUGGCACCAAUACUAUUGUGGAGGUGCAGUUGUAAGUUUGCUAAUAAACUUAAUAAGGAAUAAGGCUGGGGUCUCAUGGAGGGGGCUUCCUAAAAAAUAGAGUAGGUGCUGCAGAGAUUUUUUAGGAAUUUUUUUAAAGCGAGUGGUCCUAUGAAAUGUGUAGCACAGUUCUGUUUAGAAAUUUAAGCCCAUAAAUUGAAGGAAGCUAGUGAUCCCAUGAGCUGCACUAAAAAUGAGGAGAUUCUAUUUUUUAGGAGAAGAUUCCAAAUAAUCCUUUAGCCCCUCCCAUGGGACCCCUACCUAAGAUAGGUGUAUGGAUUUACUCUCUAGAGAAUAUUUAUGUUGUAUUAAUGAAUUAAUAAAAUUAUGCUUUGAGAUUUA